AUGAAUUGCCAAAUAUACAGUUAAUCAAUUUUUUAAUUAUACAUUAAGGCGAAAUUUUUUCAAACAUUAAAUAUUUUCAAUAAUGGUGUGUGUACCUUGUAUUUUUAUCCCUGUUCUCCUUUUUCUGUGGAGAUUAUUUGUACAGCCACUAUUUUUAAAAUUUGUAUGGAAUCCUUGGGCGAAAAAUGAUGACGAUUCCAAAAACAAAACACCUGAAUUUCCUUUCACCUGUGCUGGAGGAGUUUGCAAGUUUAAUCCAAAGAAACCUGUUGAAAAUAUAACUGAAGAAAAUAACAAAAAGAAUGAAUAAUAACUGUGAAUACCUCG
Ctenocephalides felis (cat flea) is the source of this 327-nucleotide messenger RNA. Its product is annotated as UPF0729 protein CG18508. NCBI's taxonomy places the organism in Eukaryota, Metazoa, Arthropoda, Insecta, Siphonaptera, Pulicidae. The transcript has a single exon. The coding region runs from base 83 to 310 and encodes 75 amino acids. The record is from RefSeq and is a predicted model, not a curated record.